UGUAACAAAGUCCACAGAAAGAAAAAGACUAAUUGGAAAAUUUUACUCACAAACACAAACUGACGGGGCGUUAGACUCACAGAUAGACAGACAAUUUCGACAUUAUUCAUCUCUCUCUCUCUCUCUCUCUCUCUAUCUAUCUAUCUAUCUAUCUAUCUAUAGUUCUUUCUCUCUCUCUCUCUCUCUCUAAAAACCUGAAUCGGUUCGACCAUGGCUGCAGCGUGCGUCCUUGACACGGCACGAGCCCUGGCGUGCCGAGACGGAGAGGCGGCGUCACGGCUGAAGCUCGUCUCGAUCUUCGUGAUCUUCUUCACCAGCGUCAUCGGGAUAUCUUCUCCGGUGCUCUUAGCCCGCUACUUCCAGGGAAAACCGGCCUACGACAAGGCGGUGCUCAUAAUCAAGUGCUUCGCGGCGGGGGUGAUCCUCUCCACCUCCCUCGUCCACGUGUUACCGGACGCCUUCGCGGCUCUCUCCGACUGCCACGUGGCGUCGCGCCACCCCUGGAGGGACUUCCCCUUCGCCGGACUUGUGACGCUGAUCGGAGCAGUCACGGCUCUCCUCGUCGACGUCACCGCCACCUCACACGUGGAGCUCCACGGCCACGGCAGUGGCGGCGAGGAAGGGAAGUACGAGGUGGUGGGGACGAAGGAGGAGUUGAAGGAGACGAAGAAGUCGGGUGAGUCGAGGUUCGAGUCGGCUGAGUUGGGCGCGAGUCAUGGUCAUGAUCAUGAUCAUCAGGAGAGUGAAGAUCAGGAGAUUCUGGUGAAGCUGAAGCAGAGGCUGGUGAGUCAGGUUUUGGAAAUUGGGAUAAUAUUCCAUUCGGUAAUUAUAGGACUGACGAUGGGGAUGUCUCAGAAUCAGUGCACCAUUAGGCCUCUUGUUGCUGCUCUCGCUUUUCACCAGAUUUUUGAGGGAUUGGGUCUCGGUGGUUGCAUUGCUCAGGCUGGAUUUAGAUUGGGAACGACAGCGUAUAUGUGUUUCAUGUUUGCAGUGACGACACCAAUGGGGAUAGUACUUGGGAUGAUCUUGUUCUCAGCCACAGGCUACGACGACAGCAGCCCUAAUGCCUUGAUUAUGGAAGGAUUGUUGGGUUCAUUCUCGUCGGGAAUUCUAAUAUAUAUGGCUCUUGUUGAUCUUGUAGCUCUUGAUUUCUUCCACAACAAAUUGAUGGGUUCCGCUUCAUGGUUGAAAAAGGCUUCCUUUGUUGCUCUUGUUCUUGGCUCUACCUCAAUGUCUAUUCUAGCUCUUUGGGCUUAAACCAAUCCCUUUUUUAAUAGACAUAUAACACCCCAAAAAAAAAAUCACAUGGCAGUUUUCCUGGGUGUGAAUCAUAAAAUUUUAAUAGCAA
Messenger RNA from Morus notabilis, 1348 nucleotides. Its product is annotated as zinc transporter 6, chloroplastic. The transcript has 2 exons. Gene Ontology annotation, molecular function: zinc ion transmembrane transporter activity. Gene Ontology annotation, biological process: zinc ion transmembrane transport. Gene Ontology annotation, cellular component: plasma membrane. NCBI's taxonomy places the organism in Eukaryota, Viridiplantae, Streptophyta, Magnoliopsida, Rosales, Moraceae. The coding region runs from base 211 to 1257 and encodes 348 amino acids. The record is from RefSeq and is a predicted model, not a curated record.